Molecule: messenger RNA, 470 nt
Organism: Oppiella nova
Lineage: Eukaryota; Metazoa; Arthropoda; Arachnida; Sarcoptiformes; Oppiidae
Source: the annotation of a GenBank genome assembly
AUUAACACAGUAAUACGCUCAACCUAAUUACCACUAUAUUAUUAUAAACUUAUUAAGUUAAUAUUAACAAUGAAUCCUUCUACACUAACUGUACUAGUUGCAUUAUCAUUAUUUAUGAAUACCGAUUCAAACCCCAUGACUUCUGACGCCCAGCAAUGUGUGAAUAAAAUUGGAUACAGCACAUUUAACAAAUGCAGUGAUGAGGCUGAAAAACACUGGCCGGGUGACCAUGAUUACGAUGAAUGUUGUUCGGAGUUUGAGACAAUCAAAUGCUCUAUGGAGAUAUCCAAGGUAGACGAAUGCAGUGAUAAUGGGGGAAAGGAGCUGGAUCAAUGGUAUUUGUCUGAAAUGACAUCACUAGAAAACAAAAGGUGCAAAAAUUAUAAACACGACUUGAAAGAAUGCAAAUUGGUUAUUUAAAAUAUGUCAGCCAAAAUUAAAUUUAAAUAUAAAUAUUAAUUUGAAUGGAA